AUCAGGAGUCAGGACUACGGAUUUGCAUGCUACCAUGUUCACAAGUGACUACUUUUAUAGGUGAACCGAUGACAAUAAGACUUGAUUCAUGACGACACUAUUUUUGCUCCGGCUGUUCCUGGAACAACAGAACAGGCUGUGUCCCGGUCGCUUGGUACGCUCCUUGAAGGGUUGCGCAGCACUGGUUGGAACAUGAAACACGUUAUAACGCUGAAAGGGGAGCCCUGCAGGUCCAUUUCUUCUCAUCAUUUUUAUUUCUCUAUCCUCGCGGGCUCGAGUCAUUAAUAUUUCUUUUCUCCUCGGACUGCAGGCAGUCUACCAUCGUAUUUGGUCUGUUAAUUCGCUUUCUAGAGCGUCAUGAUUGCUUCUGCUUUCUUCACGACCCUUUCGUUGUUUCUUCUAAGCCGGGAUGCAUUUGCAGCACCGACAGCGCCUACGCCUGUGGUUGGGCGGAGCAUGCCUAUCCGCAGGCUGAACCCUUCGUCACAGAACUUUACGCUGAUGAUUCAGCAAGCAAAAGACCAAAGGGAUAUGCUUGCUGCGAAGUAUGGUGGUCAGUCGCUGCAGACAAGAGGCACUGGAUAUAACCUCAUCGUCAAUCAGGGGGUUGACACAGGCUACUAUGGAACCAUCGCGAUUGGGACGCCGCCAGUGUCAUAUGAUGUCAUUCUCGACACUGGUUCAUCCGAUCUGUGGCUAACCAGUUCGACUUGUGAAUCCGGCUGCGGAACCAGCCUCACAUACGAUCCUGCAAAAUCGUCCACUUUCCAAAAUCUCUCGACAGCACUUGAGAUCCAAUAUGGCUCGGGUGCAGUUGCUGGCUAUGUUGCUGAGGAGACUGUUCAGAUGGCUGGUUUCUCGGUGGAAAAGCAGGGUUUUGGCGUUGUCAAUGUUCUCUCGUCAGCCUUUACCCAGAACCCUGUAUCUGGGAUAAUGGGUCUCGCCUGGGCUCCGCUUGCUUCCACGAAACAGACACCUUUCUGGCAAACUUUGGCUAGUGGUGGAAGUUGGGAUUCUGCGUUAUUCGGAGUACAGCUAACACGCUAUGGCAAUGCGUCUGGUGCCACCCAAAAUGAACCGGGAGGUGUUAUUGAUAUGGGUUACACCAACAGCAGUCUUUACACGGGGUCAAUUGAAUACUAUGACCUUGUUGGAACACCACAAUUUUGGGAGAUUAACAUGAAUACGCUAACUGUCCAGGGAAAGUCCAUCGAUAUCGCAGGGAUGUCGACUGCUAUAAUCGACACUGGAACCACAAACAUUGCAGGCCCUUCCACUGCCAUUGCGAGCAUCUACGCACAGAUCCCUGGAUCCCAACUAGGAACGGGCUCAUUGGAAGGGUAUUACACUUAUCCAUGCAGCACGACGGUGAAUGUGGAGUUCAACUUUGGUGGCAACACUUGGUCGAUGAGCCCCGCGGACUUCACGCACACCCAGGUCAGUAGCACGGAGUGCAUUGGGGCUUUCUUCGUCUCUACAAUCGGCCAAGGGGGUCCUUCGUGGGUUAUUGGCGACGCAUUCCUCAAAAACGUUUACUCUGUUUUUAAGUACAGUCCUGCCUCUGUUGGUUUUGCUGCACUAUCGGAGACUGCUAUCGCUCAGAAUGGUAUCAAAGCUGCGGUUCCAUCCCCAACAAUUGGCGCUGUGACAGUUGCCACAAGCACAGGUGGUGCAUCAAAUACUGCGUCAAAUACUGCAUCGAGUGGUAGUCCUUUGAGUUUGCUCUGCUUCUGGUUAGCUUCUGCAUCGAUAGCUUUUUUGUUCUUGUGAUUUUGUUAAUACGGACAUUUCAUAUAAUUACACAUUCCUUGCAAGGUACCUGGAGUUUGCAAUCCCCGCAAGUUACCGCUGGAGCAAACCUCAUUUGUAACAAGCGCCCACUAUAUUGCAUCUCUUUCUUUUCCCUGAACGCUUCCGUUGAAUGGAUAACUCCGGGUCAGCCCCGCCAAUCGAUACAUUCCAGUUAUAUGAUCUCCGUGUCGAGGUUAUAUGCCCACCAGGGGAACGU
Messenger RNA from Suillus paluster, 2008 nucleotides. Its product is annotated as aspartic peptidase domain-containing protein. Gene Ontology annotation, molecular function: aspartic-type endopeptidase activity. Gene Ontology annotation, biological process: proteolysis. The record is from RefSeq and is a predicted model, not a curated record. The transcript is spliced from 10 exons. Bases 358 to 1770 code for a protein of 470 amino acids. NCBI's taxonomy places the organism in Eukaryota, Fungi, Basidiomycota, Agaricomycetes, Boletales, Suillaceae.